This is a messenger RNA of Orbicella faveolata, 2183 nucleotides long. RefSeq lists its product as uncharacterized. NCBI's taxonomy places the organism in Eukaryota, Metazoa, Cnidaria, Anthozoa, Scleractinia, Merulinidae. Gene Ontology annotation, biological process: G protein-coupled receptor signaling pathway. The record is from RefSeq and is a predicted model, not a curated record. Gene Ontology annotation, cellular component: plasma membrane. Gene Ontology annotation, molecular function: G protein-coupled receptor activity.
UUUUCAAGUGGUAACAGCUACUGUCAUGCAAAUCGCCGAGACAUGCAAAUAAAUCGUUGAAAAGCUACCAGUAAUUAAGCUGACGAGAAAAAGCGAUUGAUGUUUUUCCAAUGAACCAUCACGCGAUAUCGCUGCAUACAAAUGGUUUUCUUUCUAACAAGAAGACGGUACUUUUGAAUAUAAGUACAAUUUGGCUAUUGUUUCUAACGGUUUACCAAGCAACCGUUAUAUUUUUGCUAUCUUCGCACCGAGCCGCCUUAGUCCUUGUGAUGAAAGGCCUUGAUAUCUGAACGUUUUUCUCUUUGUCUCGCAGGUAAUCAUCGAUACAUGAUUCAUAACAAUCUUUUGAAAAUUGAAGACCAAAACCGAGUUCAGCGGAGCGUGUUGAUUGCCAGGAACGCAGGCCAAUUGUUCAGUAAUACGUGUAAUUGAAAUUUUGAAAUACUUUGAAUUAAUACAUUGUCGUCAGUGGCAGAAUAAUGAACCAAGCACAAGUGGAAAUGAAAUGAUCACGUCUAGAUGAAAUACCGCACUUGUUUCAUCGGCUACUAUUCGUCUCUCGGCGCACGAAAACUACGAGAUUGUGAAAUCUCUCUCAUCUGUGGGAUUUGAAGUGGACACGGCUUCAAUGCUUGCAAUCUGUAUUUGCUCUGCCGCAAUGGCUGGAAUAUUGUCCAUGUUGGCGAUGGUUGCUAAUGGUGUUCUCCUUUAUGUGAUGUACAAAGACCCGCUACGCUGCUUUCGAAAGCCAAUUUCAGUUUUAAUCGCAGCACUGGCAGUGCAAGACUUCUUAACCGGUUGCGUUAUAGGGACUUUACACAUUCGCAACGAAAUCUCUUGCAAAACAAUUCAAGAAAGAACACCAGUGACUGGAAGCUUUGAAAGUGUCAUUGGUUUAUUUUCCAUAAACAAUGGCACUUUGCUUGUCAUGGGCCUCUCGGUAGAACGCUUAAUCGCCGUAACGCUGCCGUUUUAUUACCGCGCCACGGCAAGCGGUAGAAAAACGCUGUUGUGCGCAGUUUGCAUCGUAGCAUAUUCACUCGUAUUUUGCCUGCUCCAGUUGACUGGCAUUCCUGAGGGAAUUUAUUCCGUGUUGCAGCUUCAUUUGAAUAUGACAUUCCCACUGAUCGCAGUGUUGAUUUUUAACUUCGCCCUUCUCAGAGUGUUGCGUGGCUACAGAAAACGAGUUUGUUCCAUGAGCUCGGACGCAAGUGACAGUUCCUUUUCCGCCGCCGCUGAGAAGAGAAUCGACAUCGACAAACAGUUUGCCUUUACUGCCAUUUUAAUAGUCCUGUUCCUUGUUUUAUCACAUUCGCCAUAUUACUUAAUGACACUAAUUGAGGCCCACUGUUCACAUUGUAAUGGGGAAUGGCUCGUGGCAUGUCGCCGCAUUUCGCUACCUUUUCUGUUUAUAAACGCCGCCUGUAACCCCUUUACGUACACGUUUCGCAUUCCUCAAUGUCGACGCUCGCUCAAAGUUCUGUUUCUCAGAAGGCAGGACACGGUGGAAGUUUCCCCAAGGAGUCCAAAAACUCCAAACUCCUUGCAAACUACUGCAGUGCUACGAAAGUGGUCCAAGGUUAGUGCCACAAAUGGACAAGUCAUUGAAACGUUCACAGAUGAAAAUCUGCCCGACGAUUUUGGUAUGGGCAUUGAUAAUCCAACAGACGUUCUCGAUAUUGAUUGUGAAGUGUGGGACACGAAACUUUAAUAACGUGACCUCUGCAAAGAUGUCCGAAGCUACAAAAUCCGAGAAAUAAAUACACUCUUUUUUCUUUUUUCAGAAAACUGCUUUUCCGGCGCAGGCUAAAUAUUCUCAUUUUUCUGCCGAUUUUGGGCCGAAAUAUUCUUGUGAAUAUUGUUAGAUUAUAGUAAUACAGAGUGGACUAUGCCGAUAAAAUGUCAGAUUAUCUGUCCUAUCAGUACAUGGGAUUGGCGAUGGCGUUGAAGUUAAGUAAUUUUGGAUCCAAUUUACAGGCAAUAAAACCAGAUAUGACUGACACACAUAACUUCUUACAGAAAUGUUGUUAGCAUCGAACAUACGGCUAGUUUUUGAUUUUUGUUUUUUUUUGGCUAGUUUUACCGUUUAGAGCUGAGAAAGGAAAAAUCUUAUACGGUAUCGUUAAAAACACAGUAAUGUUACAUUUACAAAUUUUCAACACAAAAUUAUAUUCUUUUGACAA